AUGAACCAGUUUUUUUCUUCCUUGGAGCGUUCCGCGAGGUAUCCGGACUCGGCAGAUAUAGACGAUGUGUGGCCCUUGACAGCCAACUUGAACUUGAACGGCAACAACUCUUCUGGAAAUGGAGUCUAUAGCGGCGCACGUAUUCGUGGAGGCCGACCUACACUAGGUCAACCAUUUGACGGAAGACCAUCACAGGAUCCAUGGCUUCUCAACAAGUCGGCAGUCACCAACAACGCCGGAUUGUCGGUGUAUAAGGACCACCUCGCAUACCCGCAAACUCCCAGCGCCCCCCCAACAAGCCCCGCCGACACCCCCAGAAUGAUAAUCACAAACCGCCACCUCCAAUCCGCGACAGGCUACGCCCUCAACCGCGGAAACGGCCGCUACACCCGCCUAAUCGCCGCGGACGAACUCCCUCCCCUCCAAGGGCCGGGCGUGAACCAAGGAGCAGACGGUCUCAUCAUCCUCCCCACGCCCCUGAACCUCACACCCCUCGGCCCUCUCACCUUUCACGCCCCAAACCCCUUCCCACUCACCCCUCCCAACACAGCCGGGAAACCAACACCCCUCUACAGCCCCCUCCCUCCCGUCUCCACCCCCUCCCGCCCCUCCCGCGGUCCACGCAAAGACAAGGUCUACUGCGACAAAUGGGUCCACGAGGGCGUCUGCGCCUUCUCCCAGCAGGGAUGCAGGUACAAGCACGAGAUGCCCCUCGAUAUCGCGACGCAGCACGCGCUUGGCCUUUUUCAGGGCCUGCCGAUGUGGUAUAAGAAGGAGCAUAGCUUGGAGCUGCGGACGCCGAGGGCGGAUGAGAAGGCUAAUGGUGAGGGGCCGGCAGGGACUGCGGGAGUGCGUGACGGAUUACCACCGCCAACCGCGUUGCCUAGCUGGCGGCCUGGUCCUGGGCAAUCGCGCGGAGGUGGUGCGGCGCAUCUGAAGCCGGUAGCUGCUACGCGGGAGAAUGGGUUCAGCAGCGCCGUGGCUACGGCAGCGAAGCUGUCUGCGCCGCUACCAUUACGUCGCAACGAAUUUGGGAGUAUCGCACGCCCCGUUGCCCAGCGCCCAGCGACGAAGAUCAUCAUCCCAGGGAGUACGCCGGGGCUGGAGUCAUCGAUCUAUGCGCCUGCCGUGUUGAAUCCGACUGCUGGGCCUUAUGCGCCGGAUUCGCAGCCGCAACUGCAGCCGCAGAACCCGUUUGGUAAGCACCGUCCUUGGGUGGUAGGUCCGUCGCUGAGGACCCAGGAAGUUACAGCUUCGGCCGCGACGUCUACGAGUGGCAGGGAUACGGCUGCUGGAGGCGGUGAUGAGUCUGGCGAGGCAGGGGGUGAGGACGGCGAGCGGGGUGAGAAUCCUUAUGAGUUGCUGUCGGCGUUUGAGGGGCGGGAAUGA
Messenger RNA from Pseudogymnoascus verrucosus, 1389 nucleotides. RefSeq lists its product as uncharacterized. NCBI's taxonomy places the organism in Eukaryota, Fungi, Ascomycota, Leotiomycetes, Thelebolales, Thelebolaceae. Bases 1 to 1389 code for a protein of 462 amino acids. The record is from RefSeq and is a predicted model, not a curated record. The transcript is spliced from 3 exons. Gene Ontology annotation, molecular function: metal ion binding.